Messenger RNA from Scophthalmus maximus (turbot), 2841 nucleotides. It is a transcript of the gene slc25a25a, whose product is annotated as solute carrier family 25 member 25a. The record is from RefSeq and is a predicted model, not a curated record. Gene Ontology annotation, molecular function: calcium ion binding; ATP transmembrane transporter activity. Gene Ontology annotation, biological process: transmembrane transport. NCBI's taxonomy places the organism in Eukaryota, Metazoa, Chordata, Actinopteri, Pleuronectiformes, Scophthalmidae. Gene Ontology annotation, cellular component: mitochondrial inner membrane. The transcript is spliced from 10 exons. Bases 121 to 1533 code for a protein of 470 amino acids.
ACCGGCAUUUCACGUUUGUACCGCGGCGGAGGAGGAAGUGAGACAAACUGCCGGUGCUGCUAUUUAUAUAUUUAUUGUUAGUUUCUUCUAUUAGAUUUGUUCCCGGCGCACAUCAUCACCAUGCUCGGCCUGUGCCUCUACGUGCCCGUGUCCAACUGCGACCCGGUGGAGGUGGAGUGCUUUGAGUCCAACGGGCUCCCGUCGGAGCUCAAGUCCGUCUUCAACAAGCUCAGCGUGUUGCUGCCGUCGCAGGAGUUCUGCACCUACCAACGGUGGCGGAAGAAAACCUUUACGGGGGAAGCGGGUGACCCGGACGGACAGCUGGACUUCGAGGAGUUCGUCCACUACCUGCAGGACUACGAGAAGGACCUGAAGCUCGUGGUGAAGAGCGUCGACAGGAAGAAUGCCGGCCACGUCGAUGCCGGCGAGUUCAUGCAGUCGCUCCGUGACCUCGGUGUGCACAUCUCCCUGCAGCACGCGGAGAAAGCCCUUAAAAGCAUGGAUAAGAACGGAACGAUAACAAUCUGCAGCAAAGACUGGAGCAACUACACGAUGGUGGAGAAGACGGAGAACAUUCCUGAGAUCAUCCUCUACUGGAAACACUCCACGAUAUUCGACAUGGGCGAGAACUUGACGGUGCCGGACGACUUCACCAUCGAGGAGAAGCAGACAGGAAUGUGGUGGAGGCACCUGGUCGCAGGCGGAGGAGCUGGAGCCGUGUCCCGGACGUGCACCGCCCCACUGGACCGAGUCAAAGUCAUGAUGCAGGUCUAUGGAUCCCGGACCAACAACAUGUGCAUCAUGAGCGGCCUGAUGCAGAUGAUCAAGGAGGGCGGCAUGAGGUCGCUGUGGCGAGGCAACGGCGUGAACGUCAUCAAGAUCGCCCCCGAGACGGCGCUCAAGUUCAUGGCGUACGAGCAGAUUAAACGUCUGAUCGGCAGCGAGAAGCAGACUCUGGGCAUCGUGGAGAGAUUCGUCGCCGGCUCUCUGGCCGGAGUGAUCGCUCAGAGUACCAUCUACCCCAUGGAGGUCCUGAAAACGCGCCUCGCUCUGAGGAUGACGGGGCAGUGCUCCGGCAUCUCGGACUGCGCCAAGCGGAUCUUCAGGCGAGAAGGGCUCGGGGCGUUUUACAAAGGAUACGUCCCCAACAUGCUCGGCAUCAUCCCGUACGCAGGCAUCGACCUGGCAGUGUACGAGACGCUGAAGAACAGCUACCUGCAGCAGUACGGCACCAACAGUACCGAUCCCGGCGUCUUCGUCCUGCUGGCCUGCGGCACCGUGUCCAGCACCUGCGGGCAGCUCGCCAGCUACCCCCUGGCCUUGAUCCGGACCCGCAUGCAAGCACAAGCAGCCACCGAGGGCAGCCAGCAGCUGACGAUGACUGGUCUCUUCAGGCAGAUCCUGCAGAGCGAGGGCCCCACGGGCCUCUACAGGGGCCUGGCCCCCAACUUCCUCAAGGUCAUCCCCGCCGUCAGCAUCAGCUACGUGGUGUACGAGCACAUGAAGACACAGCUGGGCGUCACCUCUCGUUGAACCUCUCCCAAACAAGUGAACCUCACCCAAACACCCGUCCCAACCCCUUUCCCUGGGGGAUCCCGGGGGCCUUGUGGUCCCUCCGGGGGGGUUCGUUGGAGCCAACUCAUUCUGUGAAUGUUCGGCUGACGAAAAGUCAAGGAAGAAGGAAAAGACCCAAAAUGGAGGAUCUGGACUCUGUGAGCUCAGGUUGUCGGGGGUUGUGACCGCUGCUAUUUAUGUUUUAAGAGGAGUCGUGCCGGCGUGACGAAUGUGACUGUACAUCAAAAAGACCAAAUGUGUUUCGCUCUUUCUGUUUUUGAGCCGAAAGAAUCCACUUAUUUUUUGUUGGUCUCAACGUCUUGUUAACCCGUCAGUUUAUUAUGCAUCACCAGCACUCUUGUUCAACAACUCGACUAAAUUAUGAAACCAAACAAAGAGCAUUAAUACGUGUCACUUAGGAUUUUUUUCUUUUGCACGUGACUUUGACCUCUCUCUGACCUCUGACCUGCAUGAAUGAAUGGAUGUGAUGACAUGACUCUCUGAAUGACGUUGCAGUAUUUAUUUCCAUCCAUCCUGUAUUUAUUAUCAUUUUUUUAUUUUCCAGAAGAGUGGGUAUUGAAUGCUUCCUGUCUGAAGAGCCAAAUGUGCAAUUAAUACCAGUCAAAAAAAAAUGCAGUAUGAUCGUGUUCCAGACGACGACGGCCUUAAAACUACUACAUGUGGUCGUCUGGUGAACAGUUGGAGAAGAAGAAGAAGUUGGGUCGGAGCUUUGUACGCAUGUGUCAGGUUAUGUCAGGUUAUGUCAGUGUGUGUGUGUGUGUGUGUGUGUGUGUGUGUGUGUGUGUGUGUGUGUGUGUGUGUGUGUGUGUGUGUGUGUGUGUGUGUGUGUGUGUGUGUGUGUGUGUGUGUGUGUGUGUGUGUGUGUGUGUGUGUGUGUGUGUGUGUGUGUGUGUGUGUGUGUGUGUGUGUGUGUGUGUGUGUGUGUGUGUGUGUGUGUGUGUGUGUGUUUUUUUGCCCUUAAAAAAAAAGUAUAAAUGUCUUAAUGUUCACCUCAGGUUUAAGGGCAGGUUAUUGUUUAAUUCACAGAAGAAGAGCUCACUAGAUGUUUGUUUUUCUUCUUCCAUUUCACAACGUUUGUACUCGGAGGAAAAACAGAGAGUUUGAAAAAGACGGGCGACGUAAUGCACUUUAAUCGACGCUGGAACUGGCGUCCGAACGAAACGUCACAUCAAUCCAGCUGUUUAAGAUUAAACAUCUUUUUUGUAUGUUUUUAGUGUUUUAAAAUGGACCAUUUUGAUGCAAAUAAAUGCAAAAUUCUUUGUCAUA